AUGGAUUCUGAUUUCGAAGAAUAUUCAUCUGAUGACGAUAGUAGUAUAACUACUUCUGAUGAACGUGAUACUAGUGAUUCAGAAGAUAUUGACUCGGAUGGUGAUAACUCAUUGACCGAUGAGCUGAAUCAAGUUUCAAUUCAUGAGUGGAAAUGGGAUACUGCCAAUACUAUGUUUACAAGUUCUUUUAAUUAUUUUGAUGGAAGUGCAUUGGGAAACAAUAUCGUUCGACCUAUCGAUGCAUUCAAUGAAUAUAUAUCUCAAGACAUUAUUGAAUUAAUUGUUAAUCAAACGAACGUUUAUGGACAGCAGCGUUGUGUUGAAAAAGGUAAAAAUGCAACAGACUGGAAGGAAAUUGAUUCAACCCAAAUUUAUUCAUUUAUGGGAAUCUUACUUAUCAUGGGUUUUCACAAAUUACCACGAAUUCGUGAUUAUUGGAGUAAUGAUCGGAAUCUUUUUACACCAGCUGUCGCCAAUGUAAUGACAAGGGCUGAAUUUCAAUGA
This is a messenger RNA of Adineta ricciae, 504 nucleotides long. The record is from the annotation of a GenBank genome assembly. Lineage: Eukaryota; Metazoa; Rotifera; Eurotatoria; Adinetida; Adinetidae.